Aspergillus fijiensis CBS 313.89 is the source of this 727-nucleotide messenger RNA. Its product is annotated as cupin domain-containing protein. Bases 196 to 615 code for a protein of 139 amino acids. NCBI's taxonomy places the organism in Eukaryota, Fungi, Ascomycota, Eurotiomycetes, Eurotiales, Aspergillaceae. The transcript has a single exon. The record is from RefSeq and is a predicted model, not a curated record.
UGGUGGAAUGCAAAUGCAAAGCUAUCUCUGCGGUUGAUAACCCCUCACCCCUCAUCCCCGCAUAAUUAUACCUGAAUAGGCAUUCUUACCAUGAGAUUGCAUCAUCGCAUAGAUCAGCUGUCCUCAUAUAAAGCCGAUCGCGUUGCAGUAUGAACGAUAGUAUAUCCUUGAACAAUAUAUACUGAUAUACCCAAAAUGCCACCCUCCAAGGCCAAGCCAGUCAUCCUCUCCCUAGAAGCGAUUGCCUCCCAAGCCCCAGAAUCGUUCCCCGACCCCUCGCACGGCCAUCUCACUUGGCGCACGCUCUUCACCAACCCCGCCACCCCAACGAGCGAUCUCUGUGCUGGAAUCGCCAUCUGUCCUCCGCAAACGGGCCAUCUCUGUGCCCACCGUCACACGCAAGCUGAGCUAUAUUAUGUGCUGGAAGGUCGCGCUACGGUGACGAUUGACGGGCAGCCCCACCAGAUUGCCAAGGGCACGGCCGUGUUUAUCCCGGGCGAUGCAGAGCACUCGGUCAUGAACGACAGCGAUGAGGAUUUCAAGUGGCUUUAUGUUUUCCCUGGGGGGAGUUUUGGGGAUGUUGUCUAUCGGUUUUCGGAGAAGGCCAAGCUGUGAUGGCUGACGAGGACUUUGCUGCACCGCUGCUAUUUAUAGCUCGGCCCCACUGUCGUUCUCGUUCUCGCUCUCGUUUUCGUUCUCGCGAGUGCAAUCCAGACAUAAAUUAUGU